AAGCAGAAAGCUAUUUCUGCUCUCAUUCGUGCACCACGCGUUGCGCAAUCGAUUGGCUGGUGAUUCCCACGCGGAGAAUCAAUACUCAAGUCACGGGACACUCAUUCCCUGCGCGCGUUUCAGAUUCCCAUUAGAAAAUCCGCAUCACGAGUGUGGAGGUACAGUCCGGAAGUUACGUAGAAACAUUUGAUUGAUAAACAGUAUCAAAGAGUCAAAUAAAUUGAAAGAAACGUCACUCGAAUGACUUUUUUUUCUUUCCUAAAAAUGUAACCUGUGAUAUAAAGUGCAUGUAAUCUUCUGAAUGGAGCGGCUCCGAUUGCACGCUGUUAUAUCACACCGUGUAGUAAAACGCAGUGAUGCUCUGUAGAGAUCUAAAUAGAACGAUACUUUUCAUGGAAAUGUUCGUUUGUUAAUUCGGGAUCGGGGUGCAGUAAUCGUGCUCGAUGCUGGGUAGAGUGUUGAGCUGGCAUUGGGAUCUGCUCCUGCACAGCGCCUUGUGCACCCCACUUACACCACUGCCGUGUGUGUGUGUGUGUGUGUGAGGAAAAGGAAGUGACGAUCGGGACAGUCUGCAUACCCCCGCGGAAGCAGGCGGGUUGUCCUGUAGAAACACGUUGUGGGUCGGGAGAGAACUGGGUUCUGACGUGUGGAGAAACCCAGUCAACACGGGUUCACUGGACAGCUCAGCGCGAUUCAAACCGGCCGUCCACCCAGACACAGACACGCUCGCCCUGUGAGAGGAAAGCGAAGCCACGCUCAGCGGACCCCAGCCGUUCUCAGGACGGCUAAGUAGUUUAUUGUAGUUUUUCUCCAACCAGGAGAGCAUGGCGGAUUAUCUGAUCAGCGGCGGGACGGGCUAUGUCCCGGAGGAUGGACUCGCGGCCCGGCAGCUUUUCAACUGCGGAGACGGACUGACUUACAAUGACUUCCUCAUCCUGCCCGGGUACAUCGACUUCACAGCAGAUCAUGUGGACCUGACCUCUGCCCUGACGAAGCGCAUCACACUGAAGACCCCCCUGGUCUCCUCUCCCAUGGACACAGUGACCGAGUCCAGCAUGGCCAUCGCCAUGGCACUCACGGGAGGGAUUGGAUUUCUGCAUCACAAUUGCACACCGGAGUUCCAGGCCAAUGAAGUGCGCAAAGUCAAGAAGUACGAGCAGGGUUUCAUCACAGACCCCGUGGUGAUGAGUCCUCAGAAGCGUGUGCAGGACGUGUUCCAGGCGAAGGCACGGCACGGGUUCUGUGGUAUUCCGAUCACAGAGAGUGGGAAGAUGGGCGGGAAGCUGGUGGGAAUCAUCUCCUCCCGAGACAUCGACUUCCUGAAGGAGGAGGAGCACAGCCUGCCACUCAGCGAGGUGAUGACGAAGCGCGAGGACCUGGUUGUGGCCCCGGCGGGAGUCACUCUGAAAGAGGCCAACGAGAUCCUGCAGCGCAGCAAGAAGGGGAAGCUGCCCAUCGUGAACGAGCAGGGGGAGCUGGUCGCCAUCAUCGCGCGCACCGACCUCAAGAAGAACCGUGACUUCCCGCUCGCCUCCAAGGACGCCAAGAAGCAGCUGCUGUGCGGAGCCGCCAUCGGCACUCACGAGGACGACAAGUACCGGCUGGACCUGCUGGCAAAGGCCGGCGUGGACACGGUGGUGCUGGACUCCUCUCAGGGGAACUCAAUCUACCAGAUCAACAUGAUCCAAUACAUCAAGGAGAAGUACCCAGAACUGCAGGUCAUCGGGGGCAACGUGGUGACGGCGGCCCAGGCGAAGAACUUGAUUGAUGCUGGGGUCGACGCUCUCAGAGUGGGUAUGGGCAGCGGAUCCAUCUGCAUCACACAGGAGGCUGCUCCCAGUGUCCCUCCAGAUCUCAGGUCCCACAGCCCCAAAAGCCCAUCUAUAGUAACGGGAUUUUGUAUGCUGGCGUGUGGACGGCCUCAGGCCACGGCGGUCUAUAAGGUGUCGGAGUACGCGCGGCGCUUCGGGGUCCCGGUGAUCGCCGACGGGGGGAUCCAGACGGUUGGGCACAUCGCCAAGGCACUGGCACUCGGGGCAUCCACAGUGAUGAUGGGCUCCCUGCUGGCUGCCACCUCCGAGGCUCCCGGAGAAUAUUUCUUCUCUGAUGGGAUUCGGCUCAAGAAGUACCGCGGCAUGGGCUCUCUCGACGCCAUGGACAAGAACCUGGGCUCCCAGAACCGAUACUUCAGCGAGUCUGAUAAGAUCAAGGUGGCUCAGGGGGUGUCGGGGGCGGUGCAGGAUAAGGGCUCCAUCCACAAGUUCGUCCCGUACCUAAUCGCAGGGAUCCAGCACUCCUGCCAGGACAUCGGGGCAAAGAGCCUCACGCAAGUCAGGUCUAUGAUGUACUCGGGGGAUCUGAAGUUUGAGAAGCGCUCCACGUCGGCGCAGGUGGAGGGCGGGGUGCACAGCCUGCACACGUAUGAGAAGAGGUUAUUCUGAGGACGCUGUGAGGAUCUGACCAGCUGCUCUGCUUGAGUGUUCCCAGUCCUCCCAGUCCAUCCCAGCACUCCACACGCCAGGCAGCCAAUAGCAACUGGGGGGGGGGGUGUGGCCUGUACAGACAGUCCUCUGUGUGUGUGAUAUGCAGUCUCAUGAAUGCGACAGUGUGUGUGUUUGUGUGCCAACAGUUCUGUACAGAAUAUUUUAUUCCCUUAAAAUGACCUGAGAGUUCAAAACAUGAACUCUUUGUAUUUUUUCCAUGAUCCCGUUCUCUCUCUCUCUCUCAUCUUCUUGUGUGUUUGAUCCCUGUCUGCAGUACAGUGUCGUUCAUGCAGGGACUGGUUCAUUAGCAAAGCUCAUGAUUUUAGCCAGACCUGAAUUUCUGCACUCGCUGGUAGAAUAUUAAUACAGCAGAAGCUCAAAGCUAGGAACACAGCUGGACCGGAGACUGACUAUCAGAUGUGAUGUCUGAGACUCUCAGUCUGCUAUUGUUUUCAGUGCUUUCAUUAGCAUCUACUGGAUUAACCCAUUAAGUGGACAGGCUACUUUGUCAUGUUCUGGAGUCUGUUUAACUGGCAUCUGCCUCUUUAACUACAUUGUUAUAAGAACUUACUCUUUUUGUUAAACGCUAAAGUGAAGUCUGAUGCAGCUGCUGAUUCAUGCCUUUCUGAUGACUCGAUAUAAAAUAACUGAAGGCUGAAAAUAA
This is a messenger RNA of Acipenser ruthenus (sterlet), 3147 nucleotides long. RefSeq names its product inosine-5'-monophosphate dehydrogenase 2. NCBI's taxonomy places the organism in Eukaryota, Metazoa, Chordata, Actinopteri, Acipenseriformes, Acipenseridae. The record is from RefSeq and is a predicted model, not a curated record. Gene Ontology annotation, cellular component: cytoplasm. Bases 825 to 2441 code for a protein of 538 amino acids. Gene Ontology annotation, biological process: GTP biosynthetic process. Gene Ontology annotation, molecular function: IMP dehydrogenase activity. The transcript has 15 exons.